AUGACGAUUCCUCGCAUGGCUGCAUCUUGUCCUUACCUGCUUGACAGCAUCCAUGCAUUUUCAGCCUUACACUUGGCCUCGAUUGAGACUGAUAAUCGGGCUUUAUGGCUGAAUCAUGCCGUGCAAUAUCAGAGCCAGGCAUGCGCUGGAUUGAGCAAGGUUCUUCCGGAAAUCUCACCGCCAGAUUAUGAACCCGCAUUCGUCUCGUCUAUCAUCAUAAUGCUUUUCGCCAUGGGAUCUCGAGUAUUAUCCCUUGAAACACGACCUCUGGACCCGCUUUCGGUGGUUCUUGAGGCUCGCACAUUGAUGUCUGGCCCCGCCAUGCUUCUUUCCCGGAUACUUGAAGCCGGGGUUGACUCGCAGCUGGAUGGAUGGCUGUGCGCUCCUGACACACAAGAAAUUCUCGAAGCUGGGAAACAUGAUCACGGCAGCUACCCGGUCGAGAGCACAAACAUAUUAUUCACCCUCCACAAAGACAUAGUAACGUCGCUGGUUCGACUUCAUUCGAUUAUUGACACAAGAAAAGGAUCGGAUCAACCGAUCUACCUAGCCACAUGGCAGCAGCUUCAUCAGGCCAUCGAACCGUGGCCAAAAAUCGGACCGCAUGGCGGCCCGCUUGCAUGGCCCUUAUUCCUCUCCGACAAGUUUUCCUCACUACUCAAACAUGGCGACUGGAUUGCCCGAAUUCUGUUUCUACAUUUUGGCAUCGCUAUGCGUCUCUUGUGCCGUCGAUGGUAUGUGCGCGACUGGGGUCGUCGGCUGGUGUUAGCCACGCUGGAAGCACUGGAUAAGGUUCCUCAGGAGUGGGAGGAAACUAUUUCUUGGAUAAGACGAGCCGCUGCAAGGGAAGACUAG
Molecule: messenger RNA, 855 nt
Organism: Penicillium hordei
Lineage: Eukaryota; Fungi; Ascomycota; Eurotiomycetes; Eurotiales; Aspergillaceae
Exons: 3
Coding region: 1-855 (284 amino acids)
Biological process (GO): regulation of transcription by RNA polymerase II
Molecular function (GO): DNA-binding transcription activator activity, RNA polymerase II-specific
Source: RefSeq, a predicted model, not a curated record